This is a messenger RNA of Colius striatus (speckled mousebird), 985 nucleotides long. It is a transcript of the gene TMEM114, whose product is annotated as transmembrane protein 114. Lineage: Eukaryota; Metazoa; Chordata; Aves; Coliiformes; Coliidae. Bases 104 to 739 code for a protein of 211 amino acids. The transcript has 5 exons. The record is from RefSeq and is a predicted model, not a curated record. Gene Ontology annotation, cellular component: apical plasma membrane.
GCGGGCUACCUGCGGCGGGCCGCGCUGGCCCGGCGAGGCGCGGCCACUCCGGAGACGCCGCGGGCGCGACCGCAGAGUCUCGCCGAGGCGGGGCGGCGGCAGCAUGAAGGUGAACUUGGGCGUCCUCUCCCUCUUCGUGGCCCUGGUGGGAGUUUCUAGCUUCGUCUUCCUCGUGGUAGCCAUCGCCACGGACUUCUGGUACAUCAUCGAUGCCUCCAAGCUGGAGGAGUCCCGCAACGGCACGGACACGCUCAGCUCGCACUCGGGGCUGUGGCGGACCUGCCGCGUGAGGAGUGAAUGUUACCCUUUGAUAAACCCCUUCUGGCACGAGAAUGCAAACAUCACUGAUGCACACAGACAGCUUUUGUACAUGCAUGGAACAUUUGUCAUCCUGAUGCCCCUCAGCCUGAUAUUGAUGAUUUUUGGAGGAAUGACUGGGUUCAUCAGUAUUCUUGCCAGGGCCUACCUACUGCUUCUCAUGACGGGACUGCUUUUUCUUUUUGGAGCUCUUGUUACACUUACUGGGAUCAGCGUCUAUAUCGCGUAUUCAGCUGCUGCCUUCGAGGAAGCUGUCUGCCUCCUGAGGAGUAAGGAUCUCCUGGUAGAAAUUGACAUCAGGUUUGGCUGGUCCCUGGCCCUAGUCUGGAUCUCCUUUGUGGCAGAAGUGCUCACCGGUGCUGUGUUUCUCCUGGCAGCAAGAGUUGUGGGUCUGAAAAGGCGAUGUGAACAGGCGUUAUGAACAACAGAUCUGUCCUACAGUUUAUAUGAUGCUUUUGAAGUGCCUGUGUCACAUGUGGUAGGUAUUUAUAAGAUAUUUAUGCAGCUACAAUAUAAAAUACUCAAGUGGACAAAUCUAAUUAAGAAGGCCAAUGAAUCUGUUAUUGAAUUUGAGCAAUUCUCAUUUCCAUGGCUUUUCUAAAUUUCUCAUUCUGGCUUCCUGCAAUAUCUGGCACAAUGGUAAUAAAGAGAAUCUUCUGCUCCUGAA